AAAGCUUGUCUCUGUCACUAACAGAAGUUGAUCGAAUAAAAGAUACCACCUCACAUACCUUGUCUUUCUGAUAUCUGGGGACCAAUAUGGCUAUGGCAACCCUGCAAGCAAUCUUUAUAUUGUAUCCUUUUGGAAUUUUUUUCUUUGUGAUAAACAGGGCCUUUUGGACAAUGGCGAACAAAGCAACUGCUGAAACAUCCUCCAUUUUCACGCAGGGUUCCAUUAGAGGGCACAUGAAAGAGAAGAAGGAUAGAGCUUUAAAAGCUGCAAAACUGAAUGCCUGUCUUGCAUCUAAAAUCAAAACUAAAAUAAUAAACAACUCUUCUAUUUUUAAGAUAUCUUUAAAACAUAAUAAUAAAGCAUUGGCUCUGGCUUUGACUCUGGAGAAGGAAAAUACUCGGAGGCUGAAGAAUGAGAAGAUCUUUCUACAGAAAGAAGUAGAGGAGUUGCAUUUUUAUAAUGUCGUGCUUCGUCAAAAAUUAAACUGUUUGGUAUGCUGUAAUUACCAUAAUACUUAAACCUUCUGAGCAACUAAAAAACAAAUAUCACAUUUUAGUGGAAACUUCAGAGAAAAUUAGUUCAAUUUUUUUAACUAGAACAUUUAAAAAUAUUUUAUCUACAGUAAUUAUUUCAAAUACACAGUUGCCAACAGGAUGGAAAAAGGUGGGGCUAUAUAUUAUCUCUCAAUAAAAUUCUUGUUUAGAAUUCAUUUUUCCUUUAUAAGAUCACCUCAUGCUUCUGACUGAUCUGGAACUCAACAACACACCUCUGUGUGGACAUUUUAAUCCCAGUUUUACUUUUGUAUUUUUCUGUAAGCAAAUUAAUCAAAUGUAGAAAUUGCUUCUUCCUCUGCCUUGACCAUGAAAAGGUUACAAAAUAUUUUUACUGUUAUUUAUGAUUUCUUCCUAUAUAAGGGCUUAACUGUUUAAAAGAGAAUUCCAUCUUUAAGGCCUCAUUUAUAUUUUUAUAUACAGAAUAAAACUCUCAUAGAAAUAGAAGCAUUUAUGAAUAACAACCUUUUAACAGCAAUUGAAAUGAGCAGUUUUUCUGAGGUAAGUGUCUUUCGUUUGAAUAUUAACAAUGUUGUAAAUAAAAGGGGGUAAGGCUAUCGUGUCUGCUGCUUAGUCUUAUAGUCCAUACUAUUUAACUUUUGACCAGGGGUAAAAUUUCCAAAAGUACCUAAGACCCAUUGAUCGUCAAUGGAAUGUAGGCUUCUAAGUCAUUUAGGUGCUUUUGAAAAUUUUACCCCAAGUGUUUAGAUUUUUGGGAUGAAAUCCUGGCCCCAGUGAAGUAAGUGGGAGUUUUGUAAUUGAUUUCAAAGAAGCCGGGAUUUCACCCUUUGUAUUUCGAGAACCUGGUUCUAAAGUUACUUAGCUACUUAUCCUGAUGAAGCCACAUUGUGCAAAAGUGCUGUUGGUAAAUUAACAGGUGGCAGUCUUCCUCAGAGAGCUAGUACUAUUCUAACCUCCUGUGGUGUUAGAGGGAACUGUGCUGUGGGGGAUUCUCCUCUUUUAGAUGAGACCUCUGCCUAAAAAAUGAGGUAUGAGCCCUGAUAUCAUGGCAGAAUUCCAGUUUAGGUAAUACAUUUUGCUUUCCUUUAUACCUAUAUAGUUUCAACACAAUAUUUUUUCACUUUCUGUUCUAAACUAUUGAACUCAAUUGCUGUGCACUCUUGUAUAGCUUCUGCAUUUCAGUGAUGUAUGAAAUAAUUUCUGCAUGUGUAUGUGCUUUGGGAUUAAAAUAAUCUGUAAAUAUAAAAAAAAAAGGU
Messenger RNA from Chelonia mydas (Green sea turtle), 1768 nucleotides. It is a transcript of the gene SGO2, whose product is annotated as shugoshin 2. Gene Ontology annotation, cellular component: chromosome, centromeric region. NCBI's taxonomy places the organism in Eukaryota, Metazoa, Chordata, Testudines, Cheloniidae. The transcript is spliced from 2 exons. Bases 87 to 518 code for a protein of 143 amino acids. The record is from RefSeq and is a predicted model, not a curated record.